Messenger RNA from Rotaria sordida, 1659 nucleotides. The record is from the annotation of a GenBank genome assembly. Lineage: Eukaryota; Metazoa; Rotifera; Eurotatoria; Philodinida; Philodinidae.
AUGACAAAAUUCAGAAUAGAAACAAUUUAUAAAAAUCCAAAAUGGACUGGUCAAACAGUGACUAAACUUGAACAUCUUCAAAGUAUCAUUGAUUUACGUCGACGUAAAAGUCAUGAACAAUCAAAUUUAAAAAAUGGAAGAAAAUUUGAUAAUCAAAAUGAUUCACGUAUUAUUAUUAAUGUUAGUGGUUUACGUUUUGAAACAUAUAAAUCAACACUUGAACGUUAUCCAGAUACAUUACUUGGAAAUAUUCAACGUCGAUCAUGUUAUUAUGAUAAAAAACAUGAUGAAUAUUUUUUUGAUCGACAUCGAUUAUGUUUUGAAGCAAUACUUUAUUUUUAUCAAUCAUCUGGACGUCUUCGUCGACCUGAAAAUGUUUCACUUGAUACAUUUCUAGAAGAAAUAACAUAUUUUGAUUUAGGUUUAGAUGCACUUAGACAAGUACGAAAAGAUGAAGAAUUAGAAGAAGCAAAAAAAGUUAAAUUACCAGAAAAUCGUUUUUGUCGUCAAUUAUGGGCAAAUUUAGAAUAUCCACAAUAUUCAAUGACAGCAAAAAUUAUUAAUAUUUUUUCGAUUAUUUUUAUAUUACUAUCUGCAAUUGAACUUGCUAUACAAACAUUACCAAAUUAUCGUGGAACUCAUAAUAAUCGAUGCGAAUACGAAGGAGAUGGCUUAUUUAUUGAUAGUAACAGAUCAACAACUCGCCAUCUUUGUCCACCAAAUUUUCAAUCAUCAUUCUUUAUAGUUCAAUCAAUUUGUAUUGGUUUUUUUACCAUAGAAUUUCUUCUACGUUUAAUAUCUUGUCCAUCUUUUUUUGAUUUUAUUAAAUCAAUUCCAAAUUGGGUUGAUUUUUUUGCAAUCGUUCCUUAUUAUAUAACAUUAAUAAUCAGUGUGUUUGGUACUCAUAAUGAAAUAUCUUCAGAAACUUAUUUUUUUUUAAGUAUUUUACGUAUAUUUCGUUUUUUACGUGUAUUUAAACUUUAUCGUAUAUUUCAACAUAUUAAAUCAUUACGUGUACUUGGUAGUACAAUAAAAGAAUCAAUACCUGAUUUUAUAAUAUUAUUAUCAUUUUUAACAUUAAGUGGUUUUCUAUUUGGAGCAGCAAUGUAUUUUGCUGAAAAUAAUACUAAUAAAGAUUUUUUUGAUUCAAUACCUAAAGCAACUUAUUAUGGCAUUAUUACAUUAACAGCAGUCGGAUAUGGUGAUUUAGUUCCCAUAACUGUACUUGGACGUAGUUUAGCAUGUUUAGCUGCUAUUUAUGGUGUAUCAGUUGUUUCAAUGCUUGUUUCUGUACUUGUUGAUCGAUAUCAACGAGUAUAUGCACGUAAACAUUUUCUUAAUGAAGAAUAUACAGAAAAUACAGUUUUAAAUGAUUCAUAUCGACGUUCAAUUAAUAAUGAUAAAUGUGAAGAAAGUCCAAUCGAUAUGGAAAAACAAAUUACUGUUAUACCUGAAUUAUAUAAUCAUGUUGAACACGAACAAGAUAAAGAUGAAUCAUCUGGUAAAGUUCGUUUUAUUCUUGGUUAUUUAUCUGAUGAUGAACCUGAUGAUGAUAAUGAUAAUAUUGAUGAAAGUGAUCAUGAAAUUAUUCAUAAAGUUGCUCAGGAAUUAUUUCAUUCAACAUCAAAUAGAUAUCGUGCAAUGAAUAGUAACAAUUGA